UCGAACACAAACAGUCGGAAGCGAUGCUAGUAAUUUAGCAGCUGUAUUUUUAAAGUGCUGUUUAUGUGUGCAGUAUUAUUGAAAUUUUCUAAAUACCUGAUUAUAAAUAACUUAAUUUAUUUAUGUACAAGAGAGAAAUGUAUAAUAUUUUAGUGCAACGUUAAUACGUUUACUGCUUACCAUAAAUAUAUUACGCUCAUAAGUGUGUAAAAUUUGAAAAUUGAGCUGCACGAAAAAUCGAUGCAACUAACGCGUAUGUGUGUGUGUGUUAAAAAAGCGCUGGAAAGUGCAAUGCAAACAAGCCGGCUUUCAAAAAAUAUCAACUAAAUAAACACAAAACAAUUGUCGCAGCGGAAAAGUGUGUGUCAAUUUUCUUAUUAUUUGUGACUUAAGUCCAUAUGUAUGUACAUGUAUUAGCCUACAUAUGUAUGUAUGUAAAUAACUGUAUACAAUUGAGAAAUGCCACAGUUAAUUGUGUACCUAAAUUAUUUUUGUUGUGCUUUCAUGCAUUCCAUUUAUGAAUAUGCCUGUGUUUGUGCUUGUGCGAUGCUGCACCCUUCGAUUUGGCGGCAUUUAUUGUUGUGCCACUAUUUUCUGCUUUCAGCUUUGUCCCCUGUACGUUACAACCCGCCAUAUACAUGUACAAACUCGUAUUAUGCAUCCCUUCUAGCGCCGCGAUUGCUUACCGGUCGUUUCCUUUUUAGUUACGCUCCUCCAUUGUCGAUAAUUGCUAUACGCUGGUGUGAGUUUGUUUUCAUUUUCAAAGCAACAACAUUACAAUAUUACAUACAUUUGUAUGUAUGUAUGUUGUGUAUUUGUUAAAAUUAUAUACAUAAUUUCAAGAUGUAUUAUGCUGUAGCAAAAUGCUAAAGCUUUCAUAAUAUAAUUUAUUUUUCUCGUUCUCCACCACAAUUGAACAAUUUUUGCUCUAGAACGGUUGUUAUAGUUAUGUAGGUAGCACUUUCGGUUAUUGAUAAGUUAAUAAAUCAUAGUCAUGUGCUAAGCAUGUCAAUAUAAGUUGCGUUAUAUGCACGAUAGUGCGGAAAAAAAUUAAACAACUAUAUAUCGAAAGCAUUUUUGUAAAUAUCACGUACCAUAAACAAUUAAAAUGAAUAAAUUAUAAAAGUUCUAUUUAUCUUGCAUCAUUUUCGUAAUACUGUGUAUUAUACGUAAGCACAUAUUGUGUUACGUUUACUACUUAUGUUUUCUAGAAGUUAUAUUUUCUCACAACUAAACACAACAACUAAGAUUGAAAACUGGUUUAAAUUGUGUAGAAAUGCAAAAUAUAUUGGGUUUAUAGCCACUUUCGUGCGGUUUGCCAAGAUUUGGCAUAACUUGUUAAUAUUUACAUUGUUCUAAUAUUCUAAACAUGCAGUUGCAAAACUUGUAACACCCAAAAGGAAAAGUCGGAGGCCCUACAAAUUAAAUAUGUAUAUAUGAAAAUGAUCACCGUGACAAGCUGAGUCGAUUUAGAUCAAACUGGAAUUUUGUACACAUCCUUUUCUCCCCAAGAAGCUGCUCAUUUGUCGGAACCGCCGAUAUCGGAAAAUUAUUGCAUAUACCUGCCAUACAAACUGACUGAUCAAACUCAAGUGCUUGUAUGGAAAAAUUUUUUAGUUUGCAAGAUAUCGUCAUUAAAUUGGCAUAGAAUUCAAUCGAAAGCAUCCCUAUAAUCUCCGUAAAAAUUGUUCAGAUCAGAUCACUAUAUCAUAUAGCUGCCAUACGAAUUGAACGUUCGAAAUCAAGUUCUUGUAAGUAGCCUUUGUAUUUGUGAAGGGUAUUAUAGCUUCGGUUCAACCGAAGUUAGGCUUUUUUUUCUUGUUUUUUACUCAAAUAUGUCGAGCUUUGUACAUGAAACAGUGCUUUACGAAAGAACUUUUUUAUUACUUUAGUACAAAAAAACGCUGAGCUUAAAGUCAUCGUAUUUUGGUGGAAGUUUAUGGUGAACAUGCUCUAGCUGAGCGAACGUACCAAAAGCGGUUUAAACGAUUUUAAAGUGCUGAUUUUGGCUUGGAAGACGAAGAAGGUCCUUAGUGACCAAAGAAGUUUGAAGAGGAGGAACUGGAAGCAUUACUCGAUAAAAAUUGUUUCCAAAGACAAAAGGCGUUCGCAGAAAUUUUGGAAGUCGCUCACGCAGCCAUUUCAAAACAUUUAACCGGAUACCAUCCAAAGCAAGAUAAUUGGGUGCCAUAUGAAUUGAACGACAACGCAAACUAAACGCAAAAACCAAAUCAUAUGUGAAACCUGGCCGACCAGCCGAAUAUCCAUGAUGUAAAGGUAAUGCUCUAUAUUUAGUAGGAUCAGAAGAGCGUGCUGUAUUAUAAGCUUCUAAUACCGGGUGAAAUGAUGGGGAAUGCUACCGACAAUAAACUCAAGAAAUUGAAGCUAGCGUUAGUCAAAAAACGCCCAUCAUGACAACAGUCGGCCUCAUUAUAAGACAGUUUGAAAAAUAUUUGUAAAACAGCGGCUGGAAAGUUUUGUCUCAACCGCUUUAUAGACCAGACCUUUAAAGGUCACACCUAAUUGGAAAAUUAUUUCUUUCAUAUUCUAAUAGCUUAUAGCUUUAAAAACGAUAUCUUAAAUAGUUUUUGUGUUACAGCUUUUUAAAAUGUAGCCGCUGAGUGCAAUUAGCUCUAUCAGUUCUUACUUUUCCUCGAAACAGCAUUUUUGAUUUUGCUGCAAUGAUUACUCAAGGGCAAAUGGUCCGAUCGGUAUUAAAUUUUUUCUACAUCUUCUGUGUAUAGUUCUUCAUGCAGUGACUUAUCGGUCUUUUGAUCUCAACUUUUUUUUAUAAUGCCGUCAAUUUUUAAUUUUUUUUUUCGACCUGCGGUCGUUGUAAGGGCAAUAUCUUCUAGUAGAGAUUUUUUAAAUUUUAUUUCACCUAUUUUAAUUCCGUCGAGUAACGUAUAUAACUCGAAAAAUAUUAAAUUUUUCCCUUAAAAAAUUUUACUGUGUAUUCUCAAAAUAUAUAUAAAUAGGUAUAGUGUACCCUUAAAAUUUUUAGAUUGAUGGAUUAUUUUUUAUUACCAAAAAUCGCUGGGUAAUGUGGUCACACUAUGUGUGCCCCUUUACCGUAUCUAAACAUUUUGAGCUCUGUUUGGACCAACUAUUUUUAACAUUUUGUAAUCUGUAUUCAUUGCAUAUAAGCUGGGUAGUGUCAGAACUACUCACCUGCAUAAUUGAUUUCAACCAGUCACCACUAGCAAUACAUAAUUCACAGAUGCUUAUUCCUAUAUGAAAGGCCUCAAGCGCACUUUAUAACAGCAAAUUCGCUUAUAAUUUUUUUAAAAUAUUUUUCAGCAAUAAAUUUAUUUGUGAAAUUUACAUACAAAAAAAAAAUCUUGUAAGUGCAAUGCAGCAACAACAUAAAUAUAAAAAUAUAAGAGCGUUGCAUAAAAAUCGAUAAAAUGUGUUAAGAGCAGUAAAGUAUUUCGAUGACGUAUAGUAAAAUCGAGAGCAGACAAAAAACCGUAUUAAUAAUAAGAAAAAAGUAAAAAAAUUCUAAGAAAUGCAAAAUUUUAUAAUUAAUAGUCAAACGAAUCUGUGGAAUAGCACAAAUCUACAUGACAAAUUUUUCAAUUGUUUCUUAAACGUACUUAUGUCGGUAUUUAUUUACAUCUGGUGUGCACAAUUUACUUAAAAAACAACGAAAUUGCCUGGUCACAGCAUAAAAUAUAUAAGUGGCGGCAAAAAAACCACGAAAAUAAAUAACGAAACUAAAGUGAAAUAUAACACAUUAAGUGAAAGCACAAAUUGAAAAUAAAAAUCCAACACAAAUGGUGAUUAGCGCACAAAACUGUGCAAACCGCUGCUUCACAUUUCAUAAAAAAAUCAACACUUAUUUGAAAAACGAGUAACUAUUUGCAUUUUCCUUCAAAACAAAUGUAUUUUACACAACGUUAAACGCUAAAGUACACAAAUAAUUAAAAUAACUAAUUGAAGUAAAUAAUAAAAGAAAAACGCACAAAACGUAACUGUCGUACGUAAACAAUUGCUAAGUCUUCACCUGUAAACCGUUAUACACAUAUUCCAGCUCGCAUUUCCACCAUGACCUCUUACGUGGAGUUGUUUGUUUUGUUCCUGCUCUUGAUGCUGCCCUUCCCGUUCUUCUACGAAAACAGCCAUAUGUUUCGCUAUUAUCUGAAAUUUUUCAUUUACUACGGCAUUGUAUCAUUCAAUGCACUGAUCCUUAUACCGGCAUUUUUGUUACGACCGUUUGAUGUGCGAAAUUUGCUUUGGGCGAGUACAUUUUGUCAUCGCGUCUCGACUUUAAUCGGUCUACGCUGGGAGCUGCGCGGCCGGGAACAUCUUGAAAAGGAUCAGGCAUGCAUAAUUGUGGCGAAUCAUCAGAGCUCAUUGGAUGUGCUUGGCAUGUUCGCAAUCUGGCAUGUAAUGAACAAGUGUACAGUGGUGGCAAAACGUGAACUCUUCUAUGCUUGGCCCUUCGGUUUGGCUGCCUGGUUGGCCGGUCUUACCUUCAUCGAUCGUGUGCGUGGCGAGAAAGCGCGCAAUACACUGAACGCUGUUAAUAGUCGCGUAAAACUGGAUAAUAUCAAAUUGUGGGUAUUUCCCGAGGGUACACGUCGCAACACCGGCGAACUGCACGCCUUCAAAAAAGGUGCUUUUCACAUGGCAAUCGACGAACAAAUACCCAUACUGCCGGUAGUCUUUAGCUCGUAUUGCAGUUUUCUGAAUGACAAAAUGAAAAUAUUGAAUGCAGGCAAUAUAAUCAUAACCGCUAUGCCGCCAAUUAGCACAACAAAUCUAACCAAAGAUGAUCUACCCGAACUGAUGGAGCGCGUACAUCGACAAAUGGCGUUAACACUGAAGCAAACAUCAGCUGAAGUGCUGUCACGUUACAAAACAGUCAAAACGCCGCCAAUCACAGUGGCAACCAACAGCGGCGGUAGCAAUAAUAUAAGCGCCAGUAGUGGUCGCAAUACUAUGAGCGGCGCUGGCAGUGGCACCAGUUUGCGUGCUGCAUCUGACAGCGCGACACUAAAGCGCACAAUAACGCAUGUAGCGCCGGAAACUGUUGUCAAGCAUGUGACGCGCGGCAGCGCGCUGGCAACCGAGAAGUGUAAACGUAGUACUAAGCUUGGUGUGCCUGCGCCAACAACCGCGAACACAUAAGGCGGCGCGUGUUAGUGGGUCAACGCAUAAAGAGACUAUUUUGCAGACUUUUUAACUGUAACACUAAUAAAGUUGCAUAGCUUUCCAAUACAUUUAGGUAUUAUGUAUGUAUAAAAAAAUAUAUAUUGCUUAAGAUACUUGUGCGUUAUCACAUUUUCAUACAUAUUUUACUAGCUGACGACACAUACUUACGUACAAUAUAAUAUCAAUUUAUGGUACAUUUCUCACUUAAUUGCUAUUUGCAAUUUAACUAUCGGUUGGAAAUUGUUAACUAAAACUAAAAAUGUAACGGCUGCGCAUAGCAAUUUUAUUGCAAACGUUAUUUUUUCAUAGUCUUAAACAUAUACAUACAUACAAAAAUUAGUAAAUUUAAUUAAGCAAACGAAAUUUUUACGCACACAACUGUACAUGUCUAUGGCAUGGUUGACAAGUGAAAAGUAUUAAAUUUUUCUAAUUAAAUAUUUAAUUUCAUUAACAUUUGUAAGAAAUUUUAUAUACAUAUGUAUGCUUACAAACCUACAAACAUAUAUAGCUCAUUUGGCACUAUAUAAGUAAAUUAAUGAUUUACAAAAUUUUCAAAUUUUUUUUCGUUAUACAAAAAGCAUAUAUGUAUAUAAUUAACAUUUAUGUAUAUUUAUAUGCGCAACGAAUUAAUAUAUUUAUAAUAAUUUAAUUGUUUUUCAGUAAACGGCAUGAUUCAUCAUAUGCGUGCUGAAAGUUAAUAUAAAAAUAGUUUUUUUUUUUGAUUUAAAUAGGAAUUUUUUUAAAUUAAUAUUAGAAUUCAUAUUAUUUAAAUACUAUUAAUUUAUUCAAUUUUUAAGUUUGUUUUAUUUAAACAUCAAAAAUUUUGCAAAUUAAAAUAUGUUAGUCAGUUUUUUCAAUUUUUUUCUGCUUAAAUAAAUUUUUUUUGUUUGUAUUUAAUUUUUUGUUAGAAUUCUUUCAACACGUUUUCUGCUUUUGAAUUUUUUUAAAUUAAUAUUAGAAUUCUUUUUAUUUAAACAUUAUUAUUUUUUUCAAUUUUUGAGUUUAUAUUACUUAAACAUCAAAUAUUUUGCAAAUUUUUAAAUUUUUCUGCUUGAAUAAAUAUUAAAAUUUUUUUUUGUAUAUAAUUUUUUGUUAGAAUUCUUUCAACACGUUUUCUGCUUUUGAAUUUUUUAAAUUUAUAUUAGAAUUAUUUUAUUUAUUUAUUUUUCAAAUUAUUUUUUAUAUAGAACUACGAAAUUUUUGCUAAAAUUUUCUUAUGCUUUUUAUGUUGUUGUUGUAACGGUUAUCUUACCUUUUAUCACGUCUCCUGCUUAAAAAUAUAAAAUUUAUGUGUUUUGUUAAAUACAAAUUUACAUAAAAUUAAAUACAUUAGGAACUUUUUAAAUG
Molecule: messenger RNA, 6504 nt
Organism: Bactrocera oleae (olive fruit fly)
Lineage: Eukaryota; Metazoa; Arthropoda; Insecta; Diptera; Tephritidae
Gene: Agpat1
Product: 1-Acylglycerol-3-phosphate O-acyltransferase 1
Biological process (GO): phosphatidic acid biosynthetic process
Cellular component (GO): membrane; endoplasmic reticulum
Molecular function (GO): 1-acylglycerol-3-phosphate O-acyltransferase activity
Source: RefSeq, a predicted model, not a curated record